Molecule: messenger RNA, 1059 nt
Organism: Talaromyces proteolyticus
Lineage: Eukaryota; Fungi; Ascomycota; Eurotiomycetes; Eurotiales; Trichocomaceae
Product: alpha mating-type protein MAT1-1-1
Exons: 2
Coding region: 1-1059 (352 amino acids)
Biological process (GO): positive regulation of mating-type specific transcription, DNA-templated
Cellular component (GO): nucleus
Molecular function (GO): DNA binding, bending
Source: RefSeq, a predicted model, not a curated record
AUGCCAGUUUCUUAUUCUGCUCAGCAGGGUUUGGAUCCUCUGCAGCGAGCCUUCAAUAUGUUCAUCCUGAACCUACCAACAGGAGAUUUGAAUGAGCUCAUUUCCUUCGCUCGUCACUCAAGUGGCAAGGAACAGCCAUUCGCCGAGAAUUCUAUCCUCAGGCAAGCUGGUGAAGUCCUCAAAUCAAUUUCUUUAAACGAUGAUGGUCACGGAAUGCCACAAUCUCCAAGUGUUAGCAGUCGUUCUAGUCGCAGCAAGAAUGGGACUGAGAAGAAGCUUCGUCCAUUGAAUAGCUUUAUCGCAUAUCGAAGUUUUUACUCUACUAUGUUUACGGAUAUGACCCAGAAGUCCAAGUCUGGGAUCAUCAAAUACCUUUGGCAGAUCGAUCCUUACAAAGGAAAAUGGGCUAUACUCGCCAAGGCUUACUCUAUUUUGCGUGAUGAUCAUUCAGACAAUGUCUCCCUCGAUACAUUCCUUGACUUGAUGGUUCCUUUCAUUGGACUCAUUCAGCCUGCAAGCUAUCUGGAAGCUAUGGGAUGUCAAAUAAUAACGACGGCUGAUCAGCAAUAUCAGGUUCAGAGUAUCUCCUCUACUGGUCCAGAUGCCUCUAAUUCUGCUACAAACUAUUCAGUAGCAGAUAUUGUGAAUCAUUGUUAUGAAUGCGGCUAUAUCAAAGAUUCGCCUUGUGCUGAACUACCCGACGACACUACUCAAGUCCCUUUCGCAGCAAAGCCUACUAUUUUUCCAAUUCAAACUGAUCAAGCGCCGAUUAAUCUGGAUGAUGUCAACCGUAUAGUACAGGACACUGAGCUUUCUAGGCCUGUUGAUGCCGCUAUGGGACAGACUAUCAAAAGCUAUCUCAGUGUUAACCAACCUGUUCGAACUCAAUACGAGCUUUUCAAGAUCAUCGAUGGCGCGGUUGUUGACCUGAGUGAAGCUAAUGCAGGCGAUCCGGAUUUCUAUGCACCAUUCAACCCUGCCGUUCAAGCAUUCCCAACAUUUGAUCCAAUGGCAAAUGAUCCAUUCGAUCCAUACAAUAUCAACGAAAUGGACUUUUAA